Galeopterus variegatus (Sunda flying lemur) is the source of this 1536-nucleotide messenger RNA. RefSeq names its product leucine rich repeat containing 61 (gene LRRC61). Bases 150 to 929 code for a protein of 259 amino acids. Gene Ontology annotation, biological process: outer dynein arm assembly. Gene Ontology annotation, cellular component: cytoplasm. Gene Ontology annotation, molecular function: protein binding. The transcript has a single exon. The record is from RefSeq and is a predicted model, not a curated record. Lineage: Eukaryota; Metazoa; Chordata; Mammalia; Dermoptera; Cynocephalidae.
GCCGUUGAGUGGGGUAUUGGACACAGGCCUCCUGGAGCUGGCCUGGAGAGAGUUGGGGCGCCUUUUUGGGGGAGAGCAGCCAACUGACCCCCAGUGGCACCCACAUCCUUGUGACAGCACUGCCAAGGCCCAGACCUGACUUCUGUCUCAUGGAGCCUGCAGGUGAAAAGCCCGGAGAGGCUGAUGGGCCACGCAUCACACCCCAGCUGCUGAAGUCAUGCACAGGCGAGUUUGCCCUAGAGUCCAUCCUGCUGCUGAAGCUGCGAGGCUUGGGGCUGGCGGACCUGGGCUGUCUGGGGGAGUGCUUGGGCCUUGAGUGGCUGGACCUGUCGGGCAACGCACUCACCCACCUGGGCCCGCUGGCCUCCUUGCGCCAGCUGGCUGUGCUCAACGUCUCCAACAACCGGCUGACUGGGCUGGAGCCGCUGGCUGCCUGUGAGAACCUGCAGAGUCUCAGUGCUGCAGGCAACCUGCUGGCCUCUCCUGGCCAGCUGCAGUGUCUGGCUGGGUUGCGGUGCCUCGAGUACCUGCGGCUCCGGGACCCUUUGGCCCGGCUCAGCAACCCACUGUGUGCUAGCCCUUCCUACUGGGCGGUGGUCCAAGAGCUGCUGCCCGGCCUGAAAGUCAUCGACGGGGAGCGUGUAUCUGGGCGUGGCAGUGAGCUCUACCAGCUGUGCCGAGACCUGGACAGCUCACUGCGCCCCAGCUCCAGCUCAGGCCCCAGAGCCACUGAGGCCCAGCCCUGGGUGGAGCAAGGGUACUGGGAGUCCUGGCCGACCCGGAGCAGCUCCAUCCUGGAGGAGGCCUGCCGGCAGUUCCAGGACACACUGCAGGAGUGCCACGAUCUGGACCGCCAGGCCCGUGACAGCUUGGCCCAGGCUGAGCAGGCGCUCAGCCCCGCAGGAACUACAUCUUCCUUUGUCUUUUGAGUGUGCCCCAUGGCCCAGGACAGCCUGGCAGGUGAUCUGGCUGCUCACAUCUCCCUCCCUGCCUCUGCACUUGUCUUCCCGGUUUCCUCAUGGCAGUCACUGGCCCUGCAAACUGGGCUAUUCAUUUAUCCCUGUCCUGACAGCAGCCCCUCACUCUCACCCUCCCCUUCCCGCUUCAGGAACAUUUCCCCACCCUCCCUGCACAUACUGCAGGGACGCCCCUCCUGAGUGCCUCUAGCAGGUGGGAAGCUCUCCACGGGCAGCUGGCACACACUGUGCAGCGGGGAAAGGGCCUUGCGGAGCCUCCGUCCACAGCCGCUGCCGAUCCUGCCUGCUCCAGCUGAGACUUAAUGGGAAGAGUUCCUUCCUCCUAAGGCCACAAGUGGAAAAGGUAGGGAUAGGCGUGCCUCCAGCCCCACUCCUGUCACGCUCCUAGGAGUGUGCGGACAGAGUAGAGCGUUCCAGAACAUUCCUGGAAGUUGGAGCUCACCCGCCUUCCAUACCUGCCUAUCCAGAUGACUGCCUACUGUGGCUCGGUCCUGUGCCUCCCUGGAGCCUUCUAUGCCUGUUCCCACCCACUAAUCCCUAUUAAACAGCUCUGUUUUAA